AUGGAGCCCAACUUUCUUGACCGUGUCCUCUUUCGUCCAGACAAUAAGCGGGUUCGCGGUGUGGUUCCGGUGGGAACAAGAAACGAGAAGAAGAAGCCCAUUUCACCCAAGCCCAUCCACAGCAACGCCCAGGACGACAAUCAGACGGCCUUGGCAGUGACCUCGGACGGGGCGGCCAACAAAAGUCUCAACAACCUCCCAGGGACGAAGCGUGAUUUGCGGUUUGGUAUUCGUCUCAUGGACCGUUGCCGCGCGCCCUGGACAAGGGAGAGGCCGGGGGCAGAGCGUCAACCGAGUUCCAGCAUCAGUAACUAUCUGUCAAACCACGAACCCAUUAGAACCCGCACUGGACGGGCCGCGAUCCUCACAAGCGCUCUACCAUGGCACAAACUCAAAGUCACGUCUUCCUCGCAAGAUGGGCACAUCGGGGGUCCUUCUCUCCGCCGCCACACAAUGUGGCGAGGCAUGCUGAACUUGGAAGCAACCGCGAAUGCAACACAACCGCGAAUGCAACGCAAACGCGUCCAUCGUUCCAGGCCAACAGCGCAACCAUACGAGUUUUUUUCUUUUUUUUUUCAGCUUGCUGCUUGUCUCUUAUCAUUAACAAACCAGCAGCCAGAUUGCGGCCGUGGGGAGCACCCGACGGCUGAUCCCCGCUUGAUUCGGCGGCCGUCCGAUGACACGACGGUCAUCGGCCAACACCGACAACAAGGACUCUGA
This is a messenger RNA of Cordyceps militaris CM01, 720 nucleotides long. RefSeq lists its product as uncharacterized. NCBI's taxonomy places the organism in Eukaryota, Fungi, Ascomycota, Sordariomycetes, Hypocreales, Cordycipitaceae. The transcript has 4 exons. The record is from RefSeq and is a predicted model, not a curated record. The coding region runs from base 1 to 720 and encodes 239 amino acids.